Messenger RNA from Salarias fasciatus (jewelled blenny), 2546 nucleotides. It is a transcript of the gene dclk1a, whose product is annotated as doublecortin-like kinase 1a. NCBI's taxonomy places the organism in Eukaryota, Metazoa, Chordata, Actinopteri, Blenniiformes, Blenniidae. The record is from RefSeq and is a predicted model, not a curated record. Gene Ontology annotation, biological process: protein phosphorylation; axoneme assembly; photoreceptor cell development. Gene Ontology annotation, molecular function: ATP binding; protein kinase activity. Gene Ontology annotation, cellular component: axoneme. The transcript is spliced from 17 exons. Bases 124 to 2295 code for a protein of 723 amino acids.
ACGGAACUCCGCUUUCUUCAUCUCCCGGGACAAACCGCAUCCAGCACGCUGGAGGUGACCGUCACUGAGGCAUUAAUUGCUCGCGUGGACAGCACCGCCGUUCUCGUGAGCCUCGGUAGCGAAAUGGAGAUGGAGCACUUCGACGAGCGGGACAAAGGUCAGAGGCACGGCCGCUCCAGUGCGAAGAUGAACGGCGUGCCGAGCCCCACGCACAGCGCCCACUGCAGCCUGUACCGGACCCGGACCCUGAAGACCCUGAGCGAAGGGAAGAGGGCCAAGAAGGUCCGCUUCUACCGCAACGGGGACCGCUACUUCAACGGGAUCGUGUACGCCAUCUCCGCUGACAGAUUCCGGACCUUUGACGCCCUGCUGGCUGACCUGACCCGCUCCCUGUCCGACAAUGUCAACCUGCCGCAGGGCGUCAGGACCAUCUACACCCUGGAUGGCACCAAGAAGAUCACCAGCAUCGACCAUCUGGUUGAAGGCGACAGUUAUGUGUGCAGCUCCAUCGAAGCAUACAAGAAGUUGGAUUACACAAAGAACGUCAACCCAAACUGGUCGGUGAACGUCAAGGCCCCAGCGGCGUCGUCCCGCGGGCCUCCCUCCCUGGGCAGCGCGAAGGCCGGCGGUCCAGAUGGCCGCGAGAACAAGGAGUUCAUCCGUCCGAAGCUGGUCACGGUGGUGCGAAGUGGGGUGAAGCCCCGCAAAGCUGUGAGGAUCCUGCUGAACAAAAAGACAGCCCACUCCUACGAGCAGGUCCUGACUGACAUUACUGACGCCAUCAAGCUCGACUCUGGAGUGGUGAAGAAGAUCUACACGCUGGAGGGCAAACUGGUGUCCUGCCUGCAGGAUUUCUUCGGCGAUGAGGAUAUUUUUGUGGCUUGCGGACCCGAGAAGUUUCGCUACCAGGACGACUUGAUGCUGGAUGAAAGUGAAUGCCGUAUGAUGAAGUCAGUAACCUAUGGAAAGAUGUCUGGCUCCCUGACCCGAUGCUCCCCCAGGGCCAUCGUCCAAUCGCGGCGCAGCAAGUCCCCAGCAUCUGUGAAUGGGACGCCGGCCAGUCAGCUGUCCACUCCUUACUCGGGAAAAUCUCCCAGCCCCUCCCCAACCAGCCCGGGCAGCCUCAGCCGACGCCGGGGGUCGCAGGGUUCUUCCACCUCUCUGUCUUCCACUAAAGGUUCCAGUCCAGUGGAAGAUGGGGACGAGCUCGUCACCGAAGCCGAGGUCCUGGUCGAUGAGGUUCCAGCUGUGCCGUCCUACAUAUCAGACCGCUACAAGGUGGGGCGGAUGUUAGGAGAUGGCAACUUCGCGGUGGUACGGGAAUGUGUGGAGCACUCCACCGGACGGGAGUACGCCCUGAAGAUCAUCAACAAGGGCAAAUGCAGAGGCAAGGAGCACAUGAUCCAGAACGAAGUGGCGAUUCUCCGCAGGGUCAAACAUCCAAAUAUCGUCUUACUCAUUGAGGAGGUGGACACCUACAGCGAACUUUAUCUUGUGAUGGAGUUAGUCAAGGGGGGAGAUCUGUUCGAUGCCAUCACGUCGGCCAACAGAUACACGGAGAGAGACGCCAGCGGCAUGCUCUACAAUCUGGCAAACGCCAUCAAAUACCUCCACAGCCUCAACAUUGUGCACAGAGACAUCAAACCAGAAAACCUGCUGGUGUAUGAACAUGCAGAUGGAAGCAAGAGCUUGAAACUGGGAGACUUUGGCUUGGCGACGGUGGUGGACGGACCCCUCUACACUGUCUGUGGUACCCCAACAUAUGUAGCACCUGAAAUCAUCGCAGAGACAGGGUAUGGCCUUAAGGUGGACAUCUGGGCAGCGGGAGUCAUCACUUACAUCCUGCUGUGCGGUUUCCCACCCUUCCGAGGGAGCAGUGACGAUCAAGAAGUGCUGUUUGAUCAGAUCCUCAUGGGACAGCUAGAGUUUCCUCUCCCCUACUGGGACAACGUCUCAGAGACAGCCAAGGAGCUGAUCCGAUCCAUGCUGGAGGUAGAGGUGGAUCAGAGAUACACGGCUCUCCAGGUGCUGGAACACCCCUGGGUCACUGAUGAAGGUCUAUGUGAGAACGACCACCAGCUGUCAGUAGCAGGAAAGAUAAAGAAGCACUUCAACACCAGUUCGAAGGCCAACGACACCGACGCAGGAGUGUCAGUCAUCUCUCUGGAUGACAGCUUUUCUAUGCAGCGAUCUGGGUCGUUGGAUUUCUACCAGCACCCGGCCAUGUACUGGAUAAGGCCACCUCUCUUGAUAAGGCGGGGCAGGUUCUCAGACGAGGACGCCACCCGGAUGUGAGGCCUUUGCAAACGAUGCCGACUGUGAAUUCAGCAACAACAACAACAACAACAACAACAACAACAAACAGACUUGGGGCGGAGCCUCCCAGUUGCCUCCCCGGCCUGCCCACUGCCCCUUCCUCUCUUCCCCCCGACUCUUUCUCUGACCCCAGCCCCCCAUCUGACUCUGACGAUGUCUCCAUCAGCUCCGCCAGCACCGUCUGCUCCCCCAACUCGCCCUUCUAGAGAGGAGACGGAGGCGUGCAGAGA